Molecule: messenger RNA, 2691 nt
Organism: Eimeria mitis
Lineage: Eukaryota; Apicomplexa; Conoidasida; Eucoccidiorida; Eimeriidae
Source: RefSeq, a predicted model, not a curated record
AUGGGAAAGGCCUCAGCAGCAGCAGCAUCACUACCUCGUUCUAGCUGGUCUGCCUUCUCUCCCUGCGGCUCUUACUUUGCUUCUGCUGCUAACCCCACGGUGCUGCUGCAGCAGCAGCAGCAGCAGCAGCAGCAGCAGCAGCAGCAGCAGCAGCAGUAUGACAGCCGUGGGGUGCAGCCUCGCAGCACGAUCCGUGUGUGGCGCUGCAGCAGCAACAGCAGCAGCAGCAGCAGCAGCAGCAGCAGCGAAGCAGCAGCAGCAGAAGCAGCAGCAGCACUAGAAUACCAGCGGCAGUUCCUGGGGCAGUCUAUCUCCAUAGUAACCUUUGUAAACAUCAGCAGCAGCAGCAGCAGCAGCAGCAGCAGCAGCAGCAGCAGCAGCAGCAGCAGCAGCAGCAGGUUGCUGCUGGUGGUGGGAACAGAGGCUGGUAUGGUUGCUGCUAUCGACUGCAGCAACGAGUUCUGUCUUCUGUUUUCGAUUCAUUUAAAUAUAUCUGCUGCUGCUGCUGCUGCAGCAGAAGAAGAUGAAGCAGCAGCAACAGCAGCAGCAGCAGCAGCAGGAGCGGGAGAACAUGCUGCUGUCCGUGCCCUCGUACCCCUCCCUAGCAGCAACACCACCACCACCCACAGCAGCAGCAGCAGCAGCAGCAGCAGCAGCAGCAGCAGCGAGCUGCUCGUGCUGCUGCGGCGGGGCCCCAAUAUCUCCUCCCUUAUAGUUAUCGAUUUGCUGCAGCAGGGGCUGCUGCUGCGCUCCUCUGACGUUGCAGCAGCAGCAGCAGCAGGCAGCAGCAGCAGCAGCAGCAGCAACUUAGUUAUCUUUGACCUGCAGCAGCAGCAACUGCUCGCUAAGCUGCAGGGGGGUGGUGGGGGGUUUGCUGCUGUUGCUGCUGAUGCUGCAGCAGCAACUGUUGCUGCUGUCUGUACCAGCACAGCGCAUGCAGAGCAGCAGCAGCAGAUUGCUCUCUGGCGUAUACCGCAGCAGCUGUUCAGCAGCAGCAGCAGCAGCAGCAGCAGCAGCAGCAGCAGCAAGAAACUAAAGAUCCCUCUGUGGGGCGUCCUUGCCUAUCACCAGCGGCUGCUGCAGCUGACCUUCCUCAGCAGCAGCAGCAGCAGCAGCAGCAGCAGCAGCUGCAGGCGUGCUGCAGAAGAGAGUGAUGAAGAGGAAGAGCAGCAGCAGCAGCAGCAGCAGCAGCAGCAGCAGGUGUUAGUAUGCUUGACCGAUCAGCAGCAGCUAGCUGUGUGGUGUAUAGACACCGCAGCUGCUGCAGUGCCUUCGCUACCGCAGCAGCAAAUAACAACAAGAACAGCAGCAGCAGCAGCAGCAGCAGCAGCAGCAGACGGGAAUGGAGGAGUUUUAUACAUACAGCAGCAGCAGCAGCAGCAGCAGCAGCAGCAGCAGCAGCAGCAGCAGCAGCAGGGUUUGUAUGUAGCCAGGGGAAGUUUGUUAUACCCGCUGUGUCAUAUAGCGCUGCUUAAGGAUCCAGCAGCAGCAGCAGCAGCAGCAGCAGGAGCAGCAGCAGCAGCAGGAGGAGCAGCAGCAGCAGCAGGUCAGCAGCUGGUGCUGCCGAUACCAGCAAUAGACAGCAGCAGCAGCAGCAGCAGCAGCAGCAGCAGCAGGAUGCAGGAAGUUGCUGCAUUGACUCUAGAAGAAGUGCAGCAGCAGCAAACUCGUCGCAGCAGCAAGGAGACAGCAGCAGCAGCAGCAGCAGCAGCAGCAGCAGCAGAAGCAGCAAUAAUGCCUACAGACGUUGCUGUCUCCUCUUUAAAACGUUCAGCAGCAACCAGCAGCAGCAGCAGCAGCAGCAGCAGCAGCAUAUGUGAAGACACGCAAAAGAAGCAGCGGCGCGAAGCAGCAGCAACCACCGCCAGCAGCAGCAGCAGCAGCAGCAGCAGCAGCAGCAGCGUUGCUUCUGUGCUGCGGCAGGCGCUGCUGACAGCAGAUAUACAGCUGCUAGAGACAGUCCUAUCGAGGGGAAAAAUAAAAAAGAAAGAGGUAGCAGCAGCAGCAGCAGCUCUGUCUCCUGUGCAUGCAUUGUCUUUGCUGCAGCUGCUGGUGCUGCAGCAGCAGCAGAAACCCAGCAGCAGCAUAAUAAAGGGACAAUGGAUAGAAGAAAUAAUUAAAACGCAUGCAGCAGCACUUGCAUGCAGUGUAGAAGGGAGACAGCAGCUCGUGCUGCUGCUGCGGCAGCUGCAGCAACGAAGACAAACAGAAGCAGCAUUGGUUGCUGCAUGUACACUCCAGCAGGGGCCCGCCGGCUGCAGCCUUCUAUAUGAGGCGAGCUCUCUGCAGCAGCAGCAGCAGAAGCAGCAACAGCAGCAGCAGCAGCAGCACCUGCAGCAGCAGCACAGGCCUGUACCAGCAGCAGCAGCAGCAGCAGCAGCAGCAGCAGCAGCAGCAGAAGGUGUAUACACUCUGCUGCAGCAGCAGCAGCAGCAGCAGCAACAGCAGCAGCAGCAGCAGCAGCAGCAGCAGCAGGAGCAGUUUUAUCUAUUCCCCUGCAGCAGAAACGCAGCAGCAGCUGACGACACCUUCUCCUCCUCUUCCUCAGCAGCAGCAGCAGCAGCAGCAGCAGCAGCAGCUCGUCGCCUCAGCGCAUCACCAGAAGACCAAGACAACCAUUACCAGCACCAGCAGCACCAGCAGCAGCAGCAGCAGCAGCAGCAGCAGCAGCAGCAGCAGCAGCAGCACUGA